UAUUGCUAAACCCUACACCAAGUCCUUGUGAGAGGAAAACACAUCUUAGUACACUUGAAAUAGUUUUUAUUUCCUUUCUUGGUAAUACAAAAUCCUUUUCGUUUCUUCUUCUUCUUCUCCACAAUUCUAGAUUUUUCUCACAUAACUUACCAAGACAAGCUAGCCUAGCUAGAAACAUUAUAAAGAUAAGACACAAAGGAGCGUCUACGAAUUGAAGUAAACAACGAAAGAGGCAAAAAUGUGUUUGGAAUUUGUGUAUCAUGAAGAGAAGACGGAACUUGGUAGGCAACAAGCACCGGGGACGUGUCCAUACUGCGGUGGAAAAGUAUCGGCGGUGGAUAUAGAGACGAAGUGGUUGUUCUGUUUCUUGCCACUCUGUUUCAAGGUCAAACGCAAGUACUCUUGUUCUUCCUGCGACCGUCAUCUCGUCUUGUAUUACUGAACAAAACAUUUAAACACCACAUACAGCUAAGAGUGAGAGAGAUGCGAAAAGAUGAAGAAAGAAACACACAGAGGGGUCAUUGAAAUUGUAUUAUCUAUUUUAUUUAUUUGUUUGGUCCUCUCAAUGUUGAGUGUUUUUUUUCUGAUUUUCCCCUGAGAUUUCUGAUUUUGCUAAAUCAAACGCCCCAUCGUAGUGGUGGACAUUGGUUAAUUUCAUUGAGUUGUUUACUUUGUUUUGUUCAUUGUAAAUAAUUUGUUGCUUAAUAAAAGAUGGUUAUUCUAACGUGAA
This is a messenger RNA of Camelina sativa (false flax), 730 nucleotides long. RefSeq lists its product as uncharacterized. The record is from RefSeq and is a predicted model, not a curated record. Lineage: Eukaryota; Viridiplantae; Streptophyta; Magnoliopsida; Brassicales; Brassicaceae.